Molecule: messenger RNA, 2765 nt
Organism: Pecten maximus
Lineage: Eukaryota; Metazoa; Mollusca; Bivalvia; Pectinida; Pectinidae
Product: MAM and LDL-receptor class A domain-containing protein 1-like
Exons: 17
Coding region: 1-2154 (717 amino acids)
Cellular component (GO): membrane
Source: RefSeq, a predicted model, not a curated record
AUGACAGAGAAGAAAAGUGCUGGUAAAAUUCCCUCAAUACUCGCUCUCCUCUUCGUCACGCUUCACGUGUCAGCGUUCGUAGCCGUCACAGUUCUGCAAUAUCGUCAUGUGCUUGAAUUGGAGCGUAACUUGUCCGUGAGACAGGCGGACAUUUCUGACCUGACGGAUUCGUGUGGAAGUAAAAGUCGCCAGAGACGACAGGCUCUGCAUGUAUUCAAACGUUCACUCGACGAACUUGCCAGGAAAAACCCCGACUUCGAAGUCACAUGGAAGCUUGUAAACUCAAGGCAAACCUCCUCUGUGUCGUCGUUGAUGUCAAGCGUUCUACAUGCACAGGAGCAACAACUACUUCAGAAAUGUUCUGGAGAUGUGAAAAUAUGUCUUUCUGGUAUUGUCGGAGAUCUCGGAACGAAAGGGGACAAAGGUACCAAGGGACUCCAUGGAGCGAAAGGUUCCGAGGGACCUCAAGGUUGGAAAGGAGAAACCGGAAACAGUGGGCCGAAGGGACUAACUGGUCCCUCUGGGGCUCAGGGUCCAGCAGGUGGAAUAGGUGACGCAGGUGACCAAGGAGAAAAGGGAUCAAAAGGUUUAAAGGGGAAUCCAGGUCGGAAAGGGGAGCCGGGAGCUGACGGCGGACAAGGGCCUGCGGGUUUGAAAGGAGAGACAGGAGACUCGGGACCCCAGGGAGUUGCUGCGGUUUACACUGGACCAGUAUGUGACUGUAUAGAUAAACCGUACCUAUCUUCGUCACCUAGCGUCAUUUCCGGUGACAUCGGAGCAAGCCUAAAUCUCUCUUGUCUAGCAGACGGAAGUCCACCUUCCACUGUCACAUGGUACAAGAUCAGUGAGCCCGGAUGUAAAUUUAACGGUACUUCCGGUAACGUGCUUUCGAUAGCAAAUCUUGAGCCGUCUGACCUCGGACGGUAUGUUUGUGUUGCCUCAAACAGCCAUGGUAACGCAUCAAAAAUCAUUGACGUUACAACAACAGAUUCACUGAACGUGUUAGAUUGCAACUUUGAGAAUCAGACUUUUUGCCAUUGGACACAGUCAGGUGCAAAUAAGAUGAACAUGUUGAUCCAAAGUGGAAAUACUAACACUCCACUAUCUGGCCUAACUGUUGACCAUACGCUCGGUACAGUUUCGGGCCGGUAUUUAUAUUUUGACACAUCCCUGACCUCAGCCAAUCAGAGCUCUCGUAUCGAGUCUAUGACCGUACCAGCCAAUCAGGACCAUUGCUUUACAGCUUGGUACAACAUGUACGGCAGGGACAUAGGAAGUCUCCAAAUCUACAAAAAGAACUGUGAUAAUAAUGUAGAACAGCUUUUGUGGAAUAAGGCCGGAAAUCAAGGGAAAGGCUGGCACAAAGUCUCAUUUUCACUUCCGGCGGAACCCGGAAAUGGUAUCAAGCUCGUCAUACAGGCGACUGCUGGGGUCGGUAUCCAGGGGGACAUCGCUAUAGACGAUCUGUCACUAACAGACGGCCCUUGUGCUAUCCCACUUCCUGUUAUUGUCGGACCUCCAAGCGUCUCGAUAACAACGACGGUUGGGUCAGACGAACUCUUGAAGUGUAACGCCACCGGUGCUCCGAGUCCAACUGUUGCGUGGACCAAACCAACUUCCUGUCGCCCUUUUACACAGGCCGGGACCUCACAUUCCAUAAGUCAUACUACAUUUGCUGACGGAGGAAAAUAUACUUGUACAGCGACCAACACAGCGGGGAAUACCACGAAGGAGAUCAUACUAAAAAUAAACGGAAGUCUGAACUGUGACUUUGAACAACAUGACCUUUGUGGCUGGACAUCUGAAACAGCAAACCAUCCGGAUACCUGGCUCUUCCACUCCGGAAACACAGCCUCCAGUCACACGGGACCGAACAACGAUCAUACGACGGGCUCGAGUCGUGGUGUUUACCUAUACAUGGAAGCAUCUGGCAGAUCCCCGAACGAUACAGUGGUGAUGGUGUCACCAAAUCUCCCGGCUUUGAAUGAUGUCUGUCUCAAAUUUUGGUACAACAUGAAUGGUCAGGAAAUUAACAGCCUAAACGUAUAUACCAAGGACUGUCACGGUGUAAAAAAGACAGUUCUCUCGUACGUCGGUGACAAGGGCGAGGCAUGGCAAGAGAGUUGUACCAAAGUACACCCCUCAGAAUUAUGAGUACAACUUAGUCAUAGAGGGCGUUGUAGGCUCCGGUUACCUAGGAGAUAUCGCUAUCGACGAUCUAGAGAUAUCAACAGAAGACAGUUGUGCUUGUCGCGCUGUCGACGAUCCUUGCGACUUUGAAAAGGAUACUUGUUCCUGGGUACAAGACAAAGCCGACAAUUUUGAUUGGGCGCUUCACCGUGGCUCUACAACGUCACUCGAUACAGGGCCGAGCGGGGACCACACGACAGGAAAUGGGAAUUAUCUAUUUGUUGAGGCGUCCAGUCCCCAAAGAAGUGGACAUCAAGCCAAGCUAGUGUCGCCUGUCCUCAACCCAGGUCAGUCGUACUGUCUGGACUUCUGGUAUCACAUGUACGGCGCCAACAUGGGAACCCUGACUAUCUUCACACAGAAAACGGAUAACCAUGCAAAAUUACACAGCCUGGAUUUGCAGUAUGGUGAUCAGGGAAAUACUUGGAAACACAGACGGUUGACCAUUCCCGCGGAACAGUUUCCUUUUGAAGUAGUUUUUGACGGAACUGUUGGAACCGACUAUACAAGUGACAUGGCUCUGGAUGACGUGAAAUUGUCAAGCGGCUCGUGCUAAUAAAGAAUUGUGUACAGUA